GUCCAUUUAGACAGCCUGGCUGGUGUGUGUGUAUGUGUGUGUGGUGGGGAGGUGGGGGGGAGAUUCGGUUGGGAGGGGGGGGCGGCAGGGGGCCGCCUCCUCCUCAGUGUGAGGGGAGCGCCCGGAUACAUCGCGCAUCCGGACCGAGCCGAGUCGCGGUGAACCCCUGCGAACCCCGGGACCCUCGCCUGGACCUCACGCCCCUCCCUCCCUCAGACCCUCCGGCCCUCAUCAUCCUCCCGCAUCCUCCUGCAUCCUCCCCCCGCCUUCCCAUUACAUCUCCAUCCUGCAUCCUAUCCUCCCUGCGCCCCCGCGUAUCCUCCGCAUUUCCCUCACCCCUUGCAUCCCCUUCCUCCGGACCCCACCCCCAGUCCCUCUGCCCUGCUCUCCAUCCUCCAGCCUCCUCCUAAAGGCACCCCAACCCGCCAAACCUCCUCGCCCCCGCACUCCAUCGCCUCUGUCUCCCCCUUUCCUGGCAUUCCUCUGUUUCCCCCACAUUGCCUAUUUGCCCUGUCUACUCCCUCCUACUCUCCCCAGCCUCCCCCUUCCAGACCCCAUCUCUACCCCCCCCCCCGCCCGGGCUGGGGGAUGCGAGGUUACGCCCUCGCCUCCUGAGAACCGCACCAAAGGUCCCGGGCCUCGGAAAGGGGUGGGGGUGCCGGGCGGGGGGCAUGGAGAGGAGGAGCCCUGUGUGAUGGGAGGGGGGCGCUCUUGGAAUAGGCGGAGGCGGCGGGGACCUAGGAGCCUGGGCGGGGGUUGAUCAAGGGGACCGAGUCCAGCGACAAGCACGCAGAGCUACCCCAUGGCCGGGCCCCCCUGAGCCAAUUUGGGGGAAGCCCCCUCCCCACCCCAGCCCGGGGGUUUUGGGGCCCCAUGAGCCGGGGUGCGGGCGCGCUUCAGCGCCGGACAACGACCUACCUCAUCUCGCUGACCCUGGUCAAGCUUGAGUCUGUGCCUCCACCGCCUCCCUCGCCGUCAGGGGCUGGGGCCCCGAUAGUCAGGGCACCUGAGGGAGGAGAACCUGGAAGCCCUCGGGGAGCGGAUGAGGCCGGCAAGAAGCGGCAGGAACGUCUCUUCCACCGGCAAGAUGCGCUGUGGAUCAGCACCAGUAGCGCGGGGGCAGGGACCGAGACCCUUUCCCUGUCUCCGGCUCCAGCUAGCCCAGCCUGUCCAGUCUCCCCUGCUCGGGGUCGCCGCCUCUCCCUAUGGGCCGCCCCGCCUGUUCCCCCACUCUCCGGGGGGCUGAGCCCCGACCCCAAACCUGGAGGGGCCUCCACUUCCUCUCGGCGCCCACUACUCAGCAGCCCGAGCUGGGGGGGACCGGAGCCGGAGAGUCGAGGUGGGGGAUGCGUCCCAGGCUCCUCUUCCCCCCACCCUGGCACCGGCAACCGCCGACUCAAGGUGGCGCCCCCCCCACCUGCCCCCAAGCCUUGCAAGACGGUAACUACGAGUGGGGGCAAAGCUGGAGGGGGAAAGACCGCAGGGAGUCGCCUAUCAUGGCCGGAAAGCGAGGGCAAGCCGAGGGUCAAGGGGUCAAAAAGCAGUGCUGGGGCAGGAGCCCCAGCCGGAGUUGGGACUGCCGUGGCAGCAGGUACUGCAGCCGGGCAGGGGGCUGGAGCCCGAGGAAAGUUGUCCCCACGAAAAGCCAAGAGUAAGACGCUGGACAACAGUGACUUGCACCCAGGGCCACUAGCUGGCUCUCCUCCUCCUCAAGCGGCCCCAGCAACUCCAGCUGCCUCUCCAGCUUCCUCCACCACCUCCCCUGGGCUUCCCCCAGGGCCCGCACCUCCAAUCACCCUGGAACCCCCUGCUCCUGGGCUGAAACGGGGCCGGGAGGGGGGUCGUGCCUCCACCCGGGACCGGAAGAUGCUUAAAUUCAUCAGUGGCAUCUUCACCAAGAGUACCGGGGGACCCCCAGGUCCAGGGCCGUCUCCUGGACCCCCAGGCCUCACCUCCAGCAGCGGGUCUCGGGAGCUGCUGGCUGUAGAGCUUCGUGCCUCCCCCAAAGCUGUGGUCAAUAGCCAGGAAUGGACAUUGAGCCGAUCCAUCCCUGAACUGCGUUUGGGAGUACUGGGUGAUGCCCGGAGUGGGAAGUCAUCGCUCAUUCACAGAUUCCUGACUGGUUCCUACCAAGUGCUAGAGAAGACAGAGAGUGAGCAGCAUAAGAAGGAGAUGCUGGUGGAUGGACAGAGUCAUUUGUUGCUGAUCCGAGAGGAAGCAGGGAUGCCAGAUGCCAAGUUCUCAGGCUGGGCAGAUGCUGUCAUUUUUGUCUUCAGCCUGGAGGAUGAGAAUAGUUUCCAGGCUGUGAGCCGUCUCCAUGUGCAGCUGAACACUCUUCGAGGGGAGAGCAGAGGGGGUCUGGCCCUAGCACUGGUGGGGACACAAGACAGGAUCAGUGCUUCCUCCCCCCGGGUUGUGGGAGACGCUCGUGCCCGAGCUCUAUGUGGGGAAAUGAAGCGCUGCAGCUACUAUGAGACCUGUGCCACCUAUGGGCUCAAUGUGGACAGGGUCUUCCAAGAAGUGGCCCAGAAGGUUGUGACCUUGAGAAAACAGCAGCAGCUGCUGGCUGCCUGCAAGUCCCUGCCCAGCUCCCCCAGCCACUCUGCUGCCUCCACCCCUGUGGCUGGGCAGGCCAGUAAUGGGGGACACACCAGUGACUACUCAUCAUCUCUUCCUUCCUCACCCAAUGUUGGUCACCGGGAGCUUCGGGCUGAGGCAGCUGCUGUGGCUGGACUGAGCACGCCAGGGUCUUUGCACCGAGCAGCCAAACGGCGGACGAGUCUCUUCGCGAAUCGCAGGGGCAGCGACUCGGAGAAGCGGAGCCUGGACAGCCGAGGGGAGGCCGCAGGAAGCGGCAGGGCCAUCCCGAUCAAGCAGAGUUUCCUGUUGAAACGGAGUGGGAAUUCCCUGAACAAGGAGUGGAAAAAGAAAUACGUGACAUUAUCAAGCAACGGUUUUCUACUCUAUCACCCCAGCAUUAAUGAUUACAUCCAUAGCACCCAUGGAAAGGAGAUGGAUCUGCUUCGAACAACAGUAAAAGUACCAGGAAAGAGACCUCCUCGGGCCAUUUCAGCCUUUGGGCCCUCAGCCAGCAUCAAUGGGCUUGUCAAGGAUAUGAGCACUGUCCAGAUGGCUGAAGGCACUGACAUCCCCACUCCUACCCCUACUCCCAGUCCCAGUUCCCUGCAGCUACCCCAGGACCAGACAUCCAAGCACCUAUUGAAGCCAGACCGAAACCUGGCCCGAGCCCUCAGUACCGACUGUACACCAUCUGGAGACUUGAGCCCCCUGAGCAGGGAACCCCCACCUUCUCCCAUGGUAAAGAAACAGAGACGGAAAAAGUUGACCACACCAUCAAAGACAGAAGGCUCUGCUGGGCAGGCUGAAGCCAAGCGCAAAAUGUGGAAACUAAAAUCCUUUGGUAGUUUAAGAAAUAUUUAUAAAGCAGAGGAGAACUUUGAGUUCCUGAUUGUAUCAAGUACUGGACAGACCUGGCACUUUGAAGCCUCGAGCUUCGAAGAGCGAGACUCCUGGGUCCAGGCCAUAGAAAGCCAGAUCUUGGCCAGUCUGCAGUGCUGCGAAAGCAGCAAGGUCAAGCUCCGUACUGACAGCCAGAGUGAGGCUGUGGCCAUCCAGGCGAUUAGGAACGGGAAGGGCAACUCGCUGUGUGUGGACUGCGGAGCCCCCAAUCCCACCUGGGCAAGUCUGAACCUGGGCGCGUUAAUCUGCAUCGAAUGCUCUGGAAUCCACCGAAACCUGGGCACUCACCUGUCUCGGGUACGAUCCCUGGAUUUGGACGACUGGCCGCGGGAGCUGACCCUGGUGCUGACGGCUAUUGGCAACGAGACGGCCAACCUCAUAUGGGAGAGCGACACUCGAGGUCGAGCCAAGCCCACGCGUGAAUCCUCCAGGGAGGAGCGAGAGUCGUGGAUCCGGGCCAAAUAUGAACAACUGCUAUUCCUGGCCCCACUGGGAGGUCCCGAUGAGCCCCUGGGCCGCCGCCUCUGGGCCGCAGUGCAGGCUCAGGACGUUUCUGGGGUGCUACUGCUCCUGGCCCAUGCGCGGCACGGGCCGUUGGACAGCGAUGUGGGGGACCCACAGCUCCGUUCCCCGCUCCAUCUCGCAGCCGAGCUCGCCCAUGUGGUCAUCACACAGCUGCUAGUCUGGUACGGCGCCGACGUAUCUGCUCGGGACGCUCAGGGCCGCACCGCCUUGUUCUACGCUAGGCGAGCGGGAAGCCAGCUCUGUGCGGACAUCCUACUGCAGCAUGGCUGCCCGGGGGAAGGAGGCAGCGGGGCCACCACUCCCAGUCCCCGCCGGAGAAGCAGCGCAGCGAGCGUGGGCCGAGCUGAUGCUCCCGUCGCGCUGGUAUAGCGGCACCACGCGGACAGACACCCCCGCCCUCACUCCCUUCCAACCUGCCCCAGCAUCUGUGCUCCCGGAAGGGACCCCACCAGCCCCCAGGCACCCCCACGCCAGCGCCACAAGCCACCAGGCACGGGCACCCUCCUUGUGGACUGUUGGACACAGACUCCCUUCUCCUCCUCCUCUUCCUCUUCUUCCUCCUUCUCCUCCUCCUCCUCCUCCUCCUCCUCCACGGGCACGUUCCCCACCAUGCACACACGGCGGACACUGAACCCUCACUCCCGACGGCACCAUCUCUCUCCCUUACCUGCUUCCUCCCAACCUUCCGCUCUCCAACGGACACAGACUCCCGCACUCUCCCCAGACGAGGCAUGGAGACCCUUUCGUGCGCACUCACCGCCCCAGUUCCCCAGUCGGACCCCCACCCACCCACCCAAUUUUUCUCUCUCCACCUCGGGAACUCUCCCUUCCACAUUCCUGCAAGCGUUUGGGAAGGGAGCUUGACCUACUUAACGCGGGGUUCUUGGACCUACCCUCUGCUGGCUCCUGGGAAACGCGGAAAAAAAGAAGUUUGCCCUUCAGAUCCAGGAUGACUCGCGCUUCCUCCCCGCCCCCAUUCGUUGGACAGUUCGGCCCCCAGAGCCCAAUGCCCAGGCUGGCUCCUGGGGACAGGGGAAGGUAUCAAGGUGUUGGAGAGGCGGCGGGGCGGAGGGCAGUUCUGGGGAUGGAAGGUUUGUUCAUGGGCCCCUCUCACUCCCUCCACACCUGAUUUCACUGCCCAACAACAGGGGAAGUGGGCAGCGAGGGGCAGGACCCCAGCUACCCAUGGGGGUGGGGAUCCCAACCCUUUCCGUGAAAGGGACCAAUGGGGGGGACGCUACAAUAAAGACCCCUCCCUGCACACCCACAGCCACAAGCACAUCCACCCACGGAUGGACUGGGGCUGGAGAGCCAGAGACCUGGCUUCCUCUCUCCACGAUACCUAGAGAGGGGUGAUGAAUGAGAUGGGGGCUCUCGGAACUGGGGAGGAAAUUGUAAUUUAUUGCUUUGUGCCCCCUUGGGAGGGGGGGCUGGGUUGGGGGGAGGGCUGGGAUGUGGGGAGGGGGGUGGGCUAGGGGAAGCCUGGGGGGUGGGGGGGUGCUCUUGGGUUGUGAGUGUCUGUGACUGUGACUGCCUAACUGUGACUGUCCAGAGCCCGUGGUGUCCUGGGCCAAAGGAUACCCCAACCACGGGACUCCCUUCUCCCCCAAGUUUCACCCUCCCCUCCCUCUUGCAGGAGAAGCUCUAGAUCCAGCCUCCCGCCCCUUCCCCCACCAGACUCCCUGAAACUUUCCAGCCAGGUAAAGAAGUUAACCCGGCUGGGAUAGGUCCCUAUUGGCCUGCCACCCCUUCCUCAAGCAGGUUGGGACUCCCCUGCCCCCCCCCCAAUCCCCUUAUUCACCAUAGCCCCAGGGCCAGUUGGUGUCAGUGUUUUGGGUUUUUUGUUCUGUUUGUUUGCUUUGAUUCCUUUUGUUUUGGUUUUGUUUUUGCUAAAAUAUUUUGGAGAGGAGUAGUGUGUUUGGGGAGAGGGUGGAAGAAAGGGGCAGUGGGUAAUGCUCCCCCACCAUUUGCCUCCCCUGAAUCAGGUGGUAUGAGUCUUCUUCAAACAAUUAAAAAGGCAGUGAUUUUGA
Molecule: messenger RNA, 6035 nt
Organism: Monodelphis domestica (gray short-tailed opossum)
Lineage: Eukaryota; Metazoa; Chordata; Mammalia; Didelphimorphia; Didelphidae
Gene: AGAP2
Product: ArfGAP with GTPase domain, ankyrin repeat and PH domain 2
Biological process (GO): activation of GTPase activity; negative regulation of neuron apoptotic process
Cellular component (GO): nucleus
Molecular function (GO): GTP binding; GTPase activity; protein binding
Source: RefSeq, a predicted model, not a curated record